AUGGUGUCAGCUCCCAAAGCUAAGUUCUUCGGCAAUUCUUCUCGAAGCGGCAACUGGCGCAGCCCGCCUUCUGGAAAAUCCACAGAAGUGUCCAGACAAACGCCCCCGGCUCGGGAACCAGGCCGAAAUCAAACUGACCUGAUUCAGACUUUGGAGUUCCAGCUGACCUGCGGAACGCGAAAUCAAGCGCAGAUCUCCGCCGCAUUCUCCCCUGACCCUCCACUCCCACUCCCGCGGGUAUCCCUCGUCAAGAAGAGGAACAACGACAAACACCCAGGCUUUAUCUUCCCCUGUGGCUAA
Molecule: messenger RNA, 300 nt
Organism: Paracoccidioides lutzii Pb01
Exons: 3
Coding region: 1-300 (99 amino acids)
Source: RefSeq, a predicted model, not a curated record